GGCUGGUGGGGAGAUGUUUAGUUAGUGUGGCUCCAACCUUUGUGCUCGACACCUGCUUUCUUGUGCACCUGGCGGCGCCUCACCUGGGUAUUAAGCACACCUGGGCAUUGACACUGCCUCACACACCUUCCAGCUCCAGAGUAAUACGGUCUGGUGAAGAUGGCAUAUCGCUGUACUCUUCUCCUCAUACUGGCUGGAAUAUUGGCUUCCCUGGUGCCUCUAACUGGCUCCGAGAUUUACAGCUGCUUCAGGGAGGAGGUGCCCGAAGUGCCUGAUCCUGAGUUCUCCAAGGGCGUGACCAAGUUCGGCCUGAAUCUCUUCAAGCAGGUGAUAAGGGCUCAGGAACAGGAAGGUAGGGUAGGGGAGAACACAGUAAUGUCGCCCUACAGUGUGUGGAGCGCCCUCUGUCUCGCGUUCUUUGGUGCUGAGGGCCAGACCAAGACCCAGUUGGCUCGAGCUCUCCGCCUCACCACCAAGAUUUCCACCUUCAACCAUUGGAGAUUCCUCAACCGAAUGUUAUCAUCCGAUGGAGCUGUGACCACGAUGGAAACUUUUGGCGGCAGAAUCAACAGUAAGAUCAGUAAUGGAAGAUUGAACAGCAAAAUAAGAAGCAGGAGUAGCGGCGCAAAGUCGAUUUUCCAGAGCACCAACAAGGCUUACUUCUCUCAUAACAUGACUCUGAACCCAUGCCUUUCGGCCUCCCUCGUGGAGCUCUCCCAUCUCGAUUUCUCGAGGCCCGUCACUGCAGCGCUGAAGAUCAACAUGGACGUGAGAGAGGCCACCAUGGGCGAGAUAGACAACCUGGUGGAACCCCAAGAUCUCCUUGACGUCAAAUUUGUUCUACUAAAUGCAGUAUUUUUCCGCGGUACCUGGAAAACCCAGUUUCCCUUGGAAAACACGGCUCCCAGGAUGUUCCACCCCACCCCAGUCCUCUCGCUGGGGCCAGUACCCAUGAUGACUACCCUCGGCAGCUUUAAAUACGCGUAUCGCACUCCGCUAGAGGCCUCGUUGCUGGAGCUACCGUAUGAGACGGGAUUCUCACUGCUAGUGCUACUGCAGCGGGAGGCGGUGUCAGAGAUUACCUUGCAGACGCUGGUAGAGCUGGGGAUCGUCGACUUGUUCAGCUCCCGGUCUGAUCUGAGUUCGUUCAGCAACAGCAGUGACCUGCAGUUACACUCGGCCAUCCAUCAGGCCAAAGUUCGGGUCAAUGAGGAGGGCACCGUGGCCGCCGCCGCCACAGGUCAGAGGUCAUCUAUGGUCAAGUAUUUAGUGUGAGGU
Molecule: messenger RNA, 1278 nt
Organism: Cherax quadricarinatus
Lineage: Eukaryota; Metazoa; Arthropoda; Malacostraca; Decapoda; Parastacidae
Source: RefSeq, a predicted model, not a curated record